GUGUGUGUGUGUCAGUAACUGUGUGUGUGUAUCAGUAACAGUGUGUGUGUGUGUGUGUGUGUGUAUCAGUAAGUGUGUGUGUGUGUGUGUGUGUGUGUCAGUAACUGUGUGUGUGUAUCAGUAACAGUGUGUGUGUGUGUGUGUGUAUCAGUAACAGUGUGUGUGUGUGUGUGUGUCAGUAACUGUGUGUGUAUCAGUAACAGUGUGUGUGUGUUUGCAAACCUUAUAAUGUGGGGACAUUAACCUGAAUACACACCAAUAAGGUGGGGACCUGUGUGAAUGUGGGGACCUAAAAUCGAGUCCCCACAAUAUUAAGCGUGGCAACAUGUUUAUCUCAUCGAUAUAAGCCACCCCACCAAAAAUCUCGUUAGUCCCCAUCAUUGACAUUUACCCGCAAAAAGUGUGCGAGUGUAUCAGCUGGAUUUGCUCAGAGUGUGUACACUCCCUCUAUGGCCCCAGACUGUAAAAACAACCGAGCUUGCACACUUGAUGACGUAUACAGCAAUGCUGAGCUCUGAUUGGUUGAGCCAGAAGUAAACCCCGCCCCAGCCACAGAGCGCUGAUUGGUUGCUAUCUGUUUUGACCAAUGGGAGUUCAGCUCAAUCACUAGCCCUCUGAACCAAUGAGGAAGUCUUUUGUUUUUGAGGCGGGUCUUUUGUUGUCACAGGUUUAGCUUGUUAAAUAGCACAGCAUCCAAAGUUUGUAAGGUAAUAUUUUCCAUGAGAUUAAAUUAAAUUAAAAUCUAAUAUCACUAAAAUACUUUAAAUAAACUGUUACAGUAUAAUUACAGUAAUAUAUUUUUAAUUUAUUGUAUUAAGUUAUGUUCCCAGUAUAGCUAAUGUUAUUAAGCUACUAGUUAAAUGCCCUCUGUCCCCAUAUAAGUCCAUUUAUUUUGCUAAUGCUAGAUUGUUUAUGAAAAUUCAAUGUAUGUUUCAUAGAGAUUCCUACAGAAUUGGUGAAGUCCAGAUACCUUUAAUAAAGGUUAAAAAAGUGUUCUGAAAAUGCGUCGGAGGAAAAGCCCAACAAAUGAUGCUAUUUUUCACAUCACCACCUGUUGUGAUAAAGCAGGUCUUGAUGUAAAUUACAUUAAUUCAGUGAAAGGUGAGCAAACCAGAUUAAUGCAUUUCGAAUUUAUCCGUGUUAAAAUAGUCAGGUUAGUUCGCACGCUUUCUCAUUCUUAAGGCAGAGGAGUGUUUACUUUAGUGGCCUUCACUAAAGGAGAGUUCGUGCUGGAAUAUAGAGGAGACCUGAUCAGUUCUGAGGAAAGUCAAAGAAGACAACAAAUUUACCACAACAAGCUAAAAGGAUUCAUGUUUGACUUCAAGUGGCAUGGAAAAUUCUGGACUAUUGAUGCUGCAAGGGAUGAUGGCACACUUGGAAGGCUGGUUAAUGAUGACCACAUUAACCCCAACUGCAAAAUGAAAAGAAUCAUUGUGGAAGGAAAGCCUCAUUUGUGCCUUUUUGCUUUAAGAGACAUACUACCUGGAGAGGAGGUUACGUAUAAUUACGGAGAUGGAGAUUAUGCUUGGAGGAUUGAGGUGACAAACAGUGGAACAGAAGUGGACACUGGUCAUGUGGAAUCAGCCAGCACCUCUGGAGAUGAUCCCCUUUACACCCAGCAUUCCGAGAAUAAGUCAGCUUUCAGUACAGAGGUAUGA
Hemibagrus wyckioides is the source of this 1658-nucleotide messenger RNA. RefSeq names its product histone-lysine N-methyltransferase set-1-like. The record is from RefSeq and is a predicted model, not a curated record. The transcript has 3 exons. NCBI's taxonomy places the organism in Eukaryota, Metazoa, Chordata, Actinopteri, Siluriformes, Bagridae. Gene Ontology annotation, molecular function: protein binding. Bases 1311 to 1658 code for a protein of 115 amino acids.